AUGACAAAACUAAGAAUAGCACUCCUUCAAUUAAACCCAAUAAUCCAUCAAAUCGAAGAAAACAUUCAAAGAGCCAACACAAUCCUAUCAAAAUUACCAACUUCUAAACCAAUAGAUUUAUUAAUAUUACCAGAAUUUGCAUUCACAGGUUAUAAUUUCCCAAAUCCAAAAGCAAUAUCAUCACAUUUAGAAGACUUGAAAAACCCAGGUCCUUCAAUAACAUGGGCUCAAUCAACUUCACAAAGAUUAAAUUGCUUUACUGUGCUUGGUUAUCCACAAAUUUCUAAUAAAAAGACAUUUAAUUCAGCUAUUGUGAUUAAUCCACAUGGAGAAAUUAUUCAUAAUUAUAAUAAAUCAUUCUUGUAUGAUACAGAUGAAACAUUUGGUGCUCAAGAAGGUGAAGGUUUUAAAACUUUGGAAUUAAAUGGUAUCAAGACAAGUAUUGGGAUUUGUAUGGAUUUAAAUCCUUAUAAAUUUAAAGAACCUUUCCAAAAAUUUGAAUUUUCAAAUCAUUGUUUAGAUGAAGAGGUUAAAUUAAUUAUAUGUCCAAUGGCUUGGUUACAUUCUACAAGUCCAAGUAUAAAUGAUUCACUUAACCAAGAGGAAAAAUUAAAAGAAUCCAAAAAAAUCCAAGAUCAAAUUGCCAAUACAAAACAACAAUAUGAGAUUAAUGAUGAUCAAAACAAUCAAAUUACAGAUUAUGAAGAACUAAAAGAAUUUACCGAAUUAAAAAACCCAGAUUUUAAUAACUUAAACUAUUGGAUCCUUAGAUUUUUCCCCUUUAUGAAUCAUAUAAUGAAAUCAUCAUGGUUUCAAUCCAAGGCAACAGUAUUAUUUUGUAAUAGAUCAGGUAUUGAAGAUGAUGUUUUAUUUGGUGGUACUAGUUCAAUCGUACAAUUUAAUGGUAGUAAAGGUUUAGUUGGUUAUAAUUCAAUAGAUUUGAAGAAUAAAAGUGUUGAUGUCUUGGGAAGUUUAGGGAAAGGUAAUGAAGGUUUAUUAUAUAGAGAAGUUGAUGUAUAA
Molecule: messenger RNA, 1020 nt
Organism: Hansenula ciferrii
Lineage: Eukaryota; Fungi; Ascomycota; Saccharomycetes; Phaffomycetales; Wickerhamomycetaceae
Gene: NTA1
Product: amidase
Exons: 1
Coding region: 1-1020 (339 amino acids)
Biological process (GO): protein catabolic process
Molecular function (GO): protein-N-terminal glutamine amidohydrolase activity; protein-N-terminal asparagine amidohydrolase activity
Source: RefSeq, a predicted model, not a curated record